Molecule: messenger RNA, 1741 nt
Organism: Schizophyllum commune H4-8
Lineage: Eukaryota; Fungi; Basidiomycota; Agaricomycetes; Agaricales; Schizophyllaceae
Exons: 3
Coding region: 255-1352 (365 amino acids)
Source: RefSeq, a predicted model, not a curated record
CUGGUUCAUACUCUCAAGUUGUUUUCAGAUUCAGCGUCUCCAAACUGAUAGCUCUCGCGCACGAUCAAGAGUACUUAUCGCCACAUUUCUCGUAACCUCUCAUACGUGUCAGGCCUGGUAUAUCCUCUGGCUGUUUACCACGUUCGAUUACUGGAUGGGUGAAUAGCGUCCAGUCGUUCGAUUUGACUCAAGAGUGCGUAGUCUGCAAGCACAGUACCCCCUACUUAACUCCGAUAUCGCUCUCCGCAAGCGACAUGACCAUCGAGAUGAACGGGCAGGACAUUGGCGGAGAAGAGCGCGUCGCAAGUCCGGAAGUCUCUGAUUCAGUUGGCAUGGGACACACCGGGGCGGUCCUCUCGUGCCAAUCUUAUCCAGAUGAUGUCCUAUUCGAGAUAUUUGCGUUCGCCUGUUCCACGAGCGAGAUCACCGCUUCUACGUCGACCCCUAUGGCUUUAUCCCACGUCUCUCGAUCCUGGCGGGCGGUAGCACUCAGCUAUCCUGUCCUAUGGUCGGGAAUCCGAAUCUUGAGCUCGGCGGACCACAAUUGGACGGACCCGGAGGGCCUCGCGCGACUGCUCAAAUUGUAUCUUGCGCGGUCAUGCUCGGCUCCGCUCGAUAUAUGUUAUCUGUCCGGCACUUUCGCCGUUGACUUCAAGGCCAUCAUCCACUCCCUAUUACCCCAUUCCACGCGCUGGCGCAGCAUUCUCACUCGAACACGCACGCUUCCCGCCCUGUUGGCCGCGCGCGGCCGCUUGCCGCUUCUCAAGAGCGUGAGGAUCAUCGACGAACAGUUCGAAGGCUGCAGCGAGGCGCUUGAUGUCCUCGCUUGCUCUCCACGCCUUACGAGAUGGGACUCUGAAUACACGAGGACAGAGCAGCUGGCCCUCCCGUGGGCGCAGCUAACGGAUCUCGACUUUACAGUAGACGGUGAAUAUCCGCUGUGGCUGACGUCCUUGGCGCCACGAAUGGCUUCGCUGCGACGCGUCGCGGUCCGCAUCAAGAAUACACCCCCAUAUUUGCACAUAUGGUCGCUCGUGGAGAAAGGCAGCAUUGUCUGGCCUGCAUCCCUCGAGGAAAUCCGAGUUGUUUGCACGCGCACCGACCCGGACUUCAUUAUGCACGGCAGCACCUUCUCGCCCAACUUGCGCGUCCUCUCUGUAGAGGUUCGUCCUCACACCUUUCAAUAUCAAUCUGGUGUAUCUGGGUGGCGGAGCGAUUCAUUUGUAGAUCUGGCGGAGCGCUCGGGCUUUCGCCAAGGCCUUCGGGUGCUCCGGCUAAGGAACAUUCGCCUCCAGAAGUUGGACUUUGUGCGCAUUCAAAUGGCCGCGCAGCGCGUCAGUCUGGAGCUCUGAUACAGGAAGGGGGCUGGAGGGGAUUGCGCGAGCUCACGGCAUCUCCCUCAUCAGGACGGUUGCUGUUGUCCAAGGUGAUACAAUUUCCCGGGUACAUAUCAGAUGGAAGAAGGAAUAGUAAUAGGGUCUUCGGAGCGCUUGAUUACUUAUGGUAGACGGUGUGAUGUACAUGCAGAAAUUGAUAGCCUAUACCGCGGAUUUUGGCCCCCCGCGUUUGCCAGAAUAGAUGGCCAUUGUCGCGUCGCACAAUUGGGGAUCAUUCGCAUCGGACCCAGCGAGCAGGUAUGGCGAGCGUGAUCCACCCGUCUUGGUCAAUAUGCUUGAACUGCACUUGGUAAGCGAGGUCGUAGCUCGUGCCGACGGCGCAUUCAACGCGUCCGCGCCAUCCG